Messenger RNA from Oncorhynchus gorbuscha (pink salmon), 807 nucleotides. RefSeq names its product stonustoxin subunit beta-like. The coding region runs from base 1 to 807 and encodes 268 amino acids. The transcript is spliced from 4 exons. Gene Ontology annotation, molecular function: protein binding. The record is from RefSeq and is a predicted model, not a curated record. Lineage: Eukaryota; Metazoa; Chordata; Actinopteri; Salmoniformes; Salmonidae.
AUGGGCGUUCAGGUAACGUCGCGACGGAGGAGCCAGUUGGAUAACUCCUUUGGGCUGUCACGCUGUCUAGUCACAGAGGAAGGCUGUGCUUCUCUGGUCUCAGCGCUGAGGUCAAACCCCUCACACCUGAGAGAGCUGGACCUGAGCUACAAUCACCCAGGAGACUCAGGAGUCAGACUGCUCUCUGCUGGACUGGAGGAUCCACACUGCAGACUGGAGAAACUCAAUGUGGAACAUGGUGGAGAGAACAGAAUGAAACCUGGGCUUAGAAAAUAUGUCUGUGAUCUCACACUGAACCCAAACACAGUAGACAGACUCCUCUCUCUGUCUGAGGAGAACAGAAAGGUGACAUGGAGGAGAGAGGAGCAGCCGUAUCCUGAUCACCCAGAGAGAUUUGAGGACUGGAGACAGGUGCUGUGUAGAGAGGGUCUGACUGGGCGCUGUUACUGGGAGGUAGAGUGGAGUGGGAGAGGGGCUGUUAUAGGAGUUACAUAUAAAGGAAUCAGCAGGAGAGGAGGUGAUGACUGUAGGCUUGGAUACAAUGACAAGUCCUGGAGUCUGUUCUGCUCUGACAACAGUUACAUUGCCAGGCACAAUAAUAAUCCCACUACCAUAGACGUCCCCUCCUCCAGCUCCCACAGAGUAGGAGUGUAUCUGGACUGGCCAGCCGGCACUCUGUCCUUCUAUAGAGCCUCCUCUGACACACUGACCCACCUGAUCACAUUCACCUCCACAUUCACUGAGCCCCUCUAUCCAGGGAUUUGGGUUUAUGAUGACUCUUCAGUGUCCCUGAAAUACACAACCUGA